GUUCUCCCCUCCCUCCCUCCUCUCUCUCUCUCUCUCUGUCCCACACUGGCACUCAGCCACCCAGAUACCCCCUUCCCCUCCUCUCACCCGCCUCACCCCUCCUCACCCCCCUCCCCCCUCCUCCCAAUCUGCGAUAAACUAAGUGAUAGCAGCAGCCCGUCGGACUGUCGGCUAUAAAACACAACAAAUCAUAAAGUGCAGGCAGGGGAAGGCAGAGGAAGGAGGACGGGAGGGAGAACCGUUAGCCGUUAGCCGUUAGCCUCCUUCUACUCCUCCUUCUUCUUCUUCAUCGCGUGAACGUUGUUGUUGUGUUUGUCUCGUGCCCUCCUGUCCUCCCCUCUCUCCUCUUCUUCUCCUCUCCUCUCUCCUCUCUUCUUCUCUUCUCCUCCCGUACUUUUCUCCCGAUGAGUUCCUAUUUUGUCAACUCCUCUUUCCCGGUGACGCUACCGGGAUCGGGUGGAGGCGCGCAGGCGGCGGCGGAGUCGUUCCUGGGUCAGAUCCCGCUCUACUCGUCGGGAUACGCCGCCGACCACCCGCUCAGGCACUACCCGGCAGCAGCCGUUACCGCUGCCGCGGCCGUGGCGUACGGCGCGAGCGGCGGCGUGCACCAGGAUAAACCGUACCCGGCGUCCACUUACUACCAGCAGGCUGCGAACGGAGCGUACGGCGGGCACCGGGCGGCGGCAGGAGUCGGAGUAGGGGGCGCAACCGGAGCCGGUGCUUGCGACUACGCAACGGCGGCGGCGGCUGCGGCGGCUGCAGCUGCUGCCACGAGCUUCUACCGGGACAAGGAGCACCCGUGCAGCCUGGAAGAACACCAGCUCGCCCUGAGCCAGGACGGCAUGCACCGUAAAGCGGAGUGCGCGGGGCUGAGUGGGAAAGGGCUGUUCGGUGAACCGAUGGACGACAAGCAGGCGUCAUCAGCCCCCAUUUACCCGUGGAUGCAGCGGAUGAACGCGUGCAACGGGACCUUCGGCAGCCCCGGGAGACGCGGGAGGCAGACUUACACGCGCUACCAGACCCUCGAGCUGGAGAAAGAGUUCCACUUUAACCGGUACCUCACGCGGCGGCGGCGGAUCGAGAUCGCGCACGCGCUCUGCCUCACGGAGAGGCAGAUUAAAAUCUGGUUCCAAAACCGGAGGAUGAAAUGGAAGAAGGAGAACAAGCUGAUCAACUCCUCUUCUUCUUCCUCAUCCUCUUCGUCCUCUUCUUCCUCCACGGUGAACGGUGCAGAGGAAGAGGAGAAACGGACGGAGUGAGAGAGGAGACACAAACUGAUGCAAAGACAUUAAAAAGAAGAAGAGGAGGCUGGAAGAAAAAAAAAGACAUGCUCGUUGAUCCUUUCCCCUCCCCGUCUCAAACUUUCUCCAGACGUUUGUCUGGUGUGAAACUCUGGGAAAAAAAGUAGCCUACAUUUGAUUUUAUUAUUUUUUGUUUUACGGGAGCAGGUAGAGAAGUAAGAGCGAGGAGAGGAUUUUUUUUUUUUUUUAUCCCCACCCACAAAAAUAAAAGUCCCUUUUCCAAGUUGAAUUUACCUCUCUGUGCGCUAUGAAAUAUUUGGAAGUCAUUUGAGUCUUGGGAAGAGACGGGUGGAAAGAAGAGAUAAAAUCAAAAAGAGACAAAGAAGAAAGAGAGAACAGGAGAGAGAAGAAGGGGGUGGCGGGUCAGGCUGACAUUCUGAACGUAGGCCUAUUUAAAAAAAUAAUAAUAAUAAAUUAGUAACCCAACGGUGACAAACUGUGUUAAGACACAAUUCUUGUUGCAUUCCAAGGAAACCACCUAACUUCUUGUUGUACUUUAUUUUCUGUCAGAUGUACUUCCUGUCUUGCAGGCACUUGUUUUGAAGCUUUAGGAAUUUUCUGAUUUAUUUUCUAAACGUGUUGUGUGUAUUACCUUCGAUUAAAUACGAUCAUACACACAGCCACGCAGUGGGAGGACAAAUUUGAGAAGUGUAUGUAUGUCAUAUGGUGUUCAUAUUUAAACUGUAUAGAAAUAAGCGAGGGGGUAAGAAAAAAAAUCACCCUGUACAGUGCAAAUAAUGUAAUUGCGGGUGGGGGUGGGGGUAAUUUAACCUUUCCAACUGUUUUACUUUUACAAUAUAGAGGGAGGGCUCGUGGGAGGGGGUGUUAACCUACUGAUGUUAUUCUCCAAACUACCUAAAAACGUUCAGGAAAGUGUAUAUUUUAUGAAUUUUUACAUUGUUUGUUUAUGUUAGUGUUUUUUGUCAAGUAAUUACGUAUACUACCUAUGAGAAAUGUUCAAUAAAAUGUAUAGAAAUGUC
Larimichthys crocea (large yellow croaker) is the source of this 2281-nucleotide messenger RNA. It is a transcript of the gene hoxb6a, whose product is annotated as homeobox B6a. The record is from RefSeq and is a predicted model, not a curated record. Lineage: Eukaryota; Metazoa; Chordata; Actinopteri; Sciaenidae. Gene Ontology annotation, cellular component: nucleus. Gene Ontology annotation, molecular function: RNA polymerase II cis-regulatory region sequence-specific DNA binding; DNA-binding transcription factor activity, RNA polymerase II-specific. Bases 405 to 1259 code for a protein of 284 amino acids. The transcript has 2 exons. Gene Ontology annotation, biological process: anterior/posterior pattern specification; regulation of transcription by RNA polymerase II.